AUGAGAGCUUCGGCCUCUGUCCUGGGUGCAAAAGCACUAUUUGUGCUGACUGCAUUCCGGCACAUGGGCACAUUGGCCAGUCCCAGUAUCAACGUCGCCUUGCGGGCUGCCUUCAAUCCUGCACCAUAUCUGGUUGAGCUACUAGAAACUGCAGCUGAGGAGAACGCGACCGCAUACUACCCCAUUCUUGACCGAGUUGCUGAGGGCUACUUCGACGACAAGACCACCGACCAGGAGCUAUAUACAGCCUUUGUCGACCUUCUGUAUGCCGAUGGCCACAUUACUCAGCCAGAAGCCCUUGCCUCCUUCGAGUUUGCACUUUCAGUUCGGUCGGCCGCGCCACGCAUCGAGGCACACUACCAGUUCUACAAUACUUCAGUAGAGCCUUCCUUGUCGGCAAAGCAAACAGAAGCAUGUGAUCUAUGGGUCUCAUUUCAUGGAAAACAAUAUUGCUCGGUACAUCUGGAUGAGCCCUUUGGGGACAUUGCAACUGAACGUACAUACCAACUACCCUUUGACCGCAUACUUGGCAACAGCUCAGCUUUACCCGCCAUUCUCUAUGCCGACAUCACUGCUCCAAGAUUCAAAAAAUGGCACAAGACACUGAGCACCACCGCCAAGCAAGGAAAGACAUCAUACCGUAUCAGGCACAAGCCAUCCCCCAAGGCGCCCACAUCACCACUAGUAGUCAAUGGAUAUGGUGUUGCCCUUCAGUUGAAGCGGACUGACUACAUUGUCAUUGACGACAGGCAGGCGGCCGAGAGCGACAAGAACGCUGCACAGAAAACAAUGGACACAGGUUUGAACGACGAAGAAGAUGUUGCCGAUCUUAAGCCUCUUUCCAAAGACGAAGUAUCCGAUCUCGGACUCAAGGCUGCUAGCUUUGUGCUCCAGAGCGAGGAUUCCAUGAAUACCCUUCUGAAGCUCGUUCAGGACUUUCCCAAAUACUCGUCCAUUAUCGCUGCCCACAACGCUUCUGAUGAAUUUCUUCAAGGCCUUGAAAAGAAUCACGAUCAAUGGUUGAUGGGCGGCAUCAAUCUCAUCGUAGUCAACGGCCUAACCAUUCCCACUCGUGACGUCAACCCAUAUUCGUUGUUGGCGCACCUGCGCCGCGAGCGGAAACUCAUCAACGGUUUUCGCAGCCAGGGUCUCUCGGUUUCUGAAGUCGUAUCCCUCUUGUCGCAUGCAGCCAUCGCACAAACCAACGCGGGUGACUCCCCACAGCGCUAUGACUUUAGGGAUACGGCCGAAGGUGGCAACGUCAUCAUUUGGCUCAAUGACAUUGAGAAGGACCCGGCGUAUGAGGACUGGCCCAGCAGCCUCCAAGCUCUACUGCAAAGGACAUUCCCUGGGCAGCUUCCAUCCUGCCGCAGAGACAUUCAUAAUGCCAUUGUGUUCGUUGACUUAACAUCCAUCCAGGACGUGACGACUCUCCUUGACACCAUCUUCAAUCUGAUCAGACGUGGCAUUCCGUUGCGUUGGGGUAUCGUCCCUCAGUCUGGCUCUUCUGAAGCUAUCGAGCAGGCCAAGAUAGUCUAUCAUCUGCUGGAUGCUUAUGGAGUCUCCGCGGUGGAAGUAUAUCUGCAAGCAUCCAUGGACGGCAAGAAGCUUGCACAGCCUGAUCAGGCCAUAUUUGAUGCGACGGUUAAAACCUCAACCUUGCUCGAUGAGCGUACAGCCCUUUCAUUUCAAGAUGUCCUCACUUCAGAGGAUUUGGACCAACGCAUUGCAGACUCCAAGCAGUACGUGAGUCGCUUGGCUGGGGAAGGCCCGCAACCACCAAUUCUGAUAAACGGUGUUGCUAUUCCUGGGAAUGAGGAGUGGCUCUCUAGUCUCAGCAAACGAAUCACCUUCGAUCUUCGGGAAAUUCAAAAGGCAAUAUUUGAAGGCAACUUCAAUGAAGAUAGCUGGGUUCCACAGCAUUUCCUUGCCCAGGCUGCUAGUAGGCGCAAUCCCUAUAUUAUUCCAGAGGAUGAGAAGAACGUUACGCUCAUCAACAUGGCUGAGUUUGAAAACACUCACAGCCAUGUAUACAGCAAAAUGCCACGAGUUCAUGCCUCUGAGUCUUCGAGCAAAAGCGACUGGGUACAUAUCACCCUCACUGCUGAUUUUGACUCUGAGUAUGGCUCGGGCCUUCUCCAGUCCCUGGCAGUUUUCCGCGAGGCCAACCCGAACGCUGAGAUUGUCUUGAUACACAAUCCUGCCGCUGACGCCGAAAAGUCGGGCUUGUCACAAGAUAUCCUUGAGUCUUCUUCCAAAACGGGUGACAAAUUCACAGUAGACACCUUGCUGGAGCUGCUGGCUCGCGAGCCCAGCUCCGUCUCUUUCCCAGAAGAGUCACGACUAUUCUGGAAGGCGGCUGAGCCAAUAUACGAAGCUCUUGGUAUAAAGCCAGGCCAAAAUAGCAUUAUUGUCAAUGGACGUCAUCUAGGCCCUAUUCCAGAAGAUAUCAAGUUCACCAAAGAUGAUCUGGAAGGACUGGUGUCCUACGAGAUGAGCAAACGCGCUGAGCCCUUGAGCAAAGCAUUGGACGAUCUUGGUCUUUUGAAUAAAAUCGAGUCGCCUUUCAGUAUCGCCAAGAUACAAUCAUUGGUUGCUUUGUCAACUAUAUCGGAUGUGCCGGAAGGUAUCUUUGAACAGAUUUCGACAGUCAGGAGAAAUGACAACGAAAAGUGGAAUACUGAACACACCGCCAUUGUCAAAGGCGACAAAGACAAGGCCGUGUUCCAUAUUGUGGCAUCGAUCGAUCCGGCUACUGAGGUCGCCCAGAAAUGGGUUCCCAUUUUGAAAACCUUAGGCGACAUGGAGGGUGUUCAUCUGACAUUGUAUUUGAAUCCCAAGAGCAACCUUCAAGAGCUUCCUAUCAAGCGCUUCUACAGAUAUGUUCUAGAAGCCCGACCUCAUUUUAAUCCGGACGGAUCUGUUGGUAAUUUGAGCGCACGCUUCUCCGGUAUUCCCAAGGAGGCACUACUGAAUCUUGGUAUGGAUGUGCCUCCUUCAUGGCUAGUCGCUCCAGAAGAAUCCAUGUAUGAUCUUGACAACAUCAAGCUCAGUACUAUCCCAGUUGGUUCUAACGUCGACGCUGUCUAUGGACUGGAAAGUAUUCUGAUCGAAGGUCACUCUCGCGACACCACCAACGGUGGACAGCCACCACGCGGGGCUGAGGUUGUCCUAGCCACCGAGAAAGACCCGCACUUUGCCGAUACCAUCAUCAUGGCUAACCUUGGCUACCUCCAAUUCAAAGCCAACCCUGGAUUCUACAAUAUUCAGCUGAAGAACGGUCGGUCCCAGCAAGUCUUCAAUCUCGAUAGCGCUGGUCCAAUCAGCUGGGCCCCUCAGCCUGGUGACGAGACUACCGAGAUUGCCCUCAUGAGCUUCCAAGGAGCUACCAUCUUCCCGCGACUGUCUCGCAAGCCUGGUCAGGAAACUGCUGACGUGCUUGCUCCAGAGGAGUCUCUUGCUUCCGAACUGGUUGGUAAAGGCGCACAGAAAGUCAACCAAUUCCUUGGUAAGAUCGGUCUCAAAUUUGACUCUGAGAAGGUCUUACAAAAGGGCGCCGAUCUGCUGUCAGGAAAGGCAGUGAAGAAGGGCACGCAAGCGGAUAUCAACAUCUUCUCGGUCGCCUCGGGCCACUUGUAUGAGCGUAUGCUGAACAUCAUGAUGCUGUCCGUCAUGAAGCACACAAAGCAUACAGUCAAGUUCUGGUUCAUUGAGCAGUUCCUUUCGCCAAGCUUCAAGUCGUUCCUGCCGCAUAUGGCCGCCGAGUACGGCUUUGAAUACGAGAUGGUCACGUACAAAUGGCCACAUUGGCUCCGCCAACAGUCGGAGAAGCAACGCGAGAUUUGGGGCUACAAGAUUCUCUUCCUCGAUGUCCUGUUCCCUCUCGACCUCGAAAAGGUCAUCUUUGUGGAUGCGGAUCAAAUCGUCAGGACAGACAUGUACGAGCUUGUGCAGCAUGACCUUGAGGGUGCACCCUACGGCUUUACCCCCAUGGGCGACUCUCGCACCGAAAUGGAAGGCUUUCGUUUCUGGAAGACCGGCUACUGGGCUAACUUCCUCCGCGGCCGUCCCUACCACAUCUCUGCCCUCUACGUCGUCGACCUCGUUCGCUUCCGCCAACUCGCCGCAGGCGACCGCCUCCGCCAACAAUACCACGCCCUAUCCGCAGACCCCAACUCGCUCUCGAACCUCGACCAGGAUCUGCCCAACAACAUGCAAUUCAACCUCCCCAUCCACAGCCUCCCUCAAGAAUGGCUCUGGUGUGAAACUUGGUGCAGCGACGAGGACCUCGACAAAGCAAAAACAAUUGAUCUAUGUAAUAAUCCUCAAACUAAAGAACCGAAGCUUGACCGUGCAAGAAGACAGAUUCCAGAGUGGAAUGUCUAUGAUGAGGAGAUUGCGGCGCUGGCGAAGAGGGUGAAGGGCGAGCAGGAACUCAAGGGCUUGGUGGAUGUGCAAGAGCAGGAGCAGCUGAGAGAGAAGAAGGAGAAGGAUGCUGAGAGGGUUAUUGAACAUAGUGAGUUGUAG
This is a messenger RNA of Bipolaris victoriae FI3, 4527 nucleotides long. RefSeq names its product glycosyltransferase family 24 protein. Gene Ontology annotation, molecular function: UDP-glucose:glycoprotein glucosyltransferase activity. NCBI's taxonomy places the organism in Eukaryota, Fungi, Ascomycota, Dothideomycetes, Pleosporales, Pleosporaceae. The transcript is spliced from 5 exons. The record is from RefSeq and is a predicted model, not a curated record. Bases 1 to 4527 code for a protein of 1508 amino acids. Gene Ontology annotation, cellular component: endoplasmic reticulum.